Lindgomyces ingoldianus is the source of this 777-nucleotide messenger RNA. RefSeq lists its product as uncharacterized. NCBI's taxonomy places the organism in Eukaryota, Fungi, Ascomycota, Dothideomycetes, Pleosporales, Lindgomycetaceae. The transcript is spliced from 11 exons. Bases 1 to 777 code for a protein of 258 amino acids. The record is from RefSeq and is a predicted model, not a curated record.
AUGACCGUAGUCAACUCUGAGAAGUCGAAAAUCAGGGACGAAACGCCAUCAACUCAAUUUAGUCACCACAUGGAAACUGUCCCACGUGUGAGGAUCUUGGCACAAAUCCUUCACUUCAAGCAAAAGGAACAACACCUACGACCCAUCUCCUCAAAAGAAAGAGCUGUUUACUACGCGCAAAUUAUUGUGGAGGCAAAGGCUCUUUAUUCCUCGUUGCAAGAAUACGCCUUUGACGCGCUUAAAAGACCAAAAGGUCGUGCAUACACAUCAGAUCCUCACAUCGCACAACUGAAUCUCCUGCGGGAAAACUUGGAUCAGGAAACUAGGGGAAGAAUGGUGAUGGUGGCUUAUCUAAGCCUAGAUUGUGAAAGAUGGGUGGUGGUUCUGGUUCGGGGUGGCUCCUCACUCCGCUCAGCACGCUCUAUAUUUCCCAGACUGCUCAUUUCCACCCUGAGACCGUAUGAGGGCAUAUUAUGUAUCAUAGCUGGAAUUAGUCUAGCUUACCGCCUCGCUUGCACCACUCUAGCUGCAUACGUAUUUGCGAAGCGCCGAAGAUACUCUCAACGUACCUACUACAACUUCUCACCUAACGCGGAACAUAACUGGGAGAACGUUAAAAGGAUGAAAGUUACCCCUGCCAUGUUUCCCUUUUGGCUAUUUCAAUAUCUCCAAGAUGGAUCCAAAACCCCUCCAAACCCUUUCUUGCCAUUAAACUCCACGCUCGCUGCUUUUGAUACAAAAAAUUCCUACAAAACAAGUUCAAGUCCAAAAUCCUAA